Messenger RNA from Juglans microcarpa x Juglans regia, 3687 nucleotides. Its product is annotated as pentatricopeptide repeat-containing protein At4g19191, mitochondrial. The record is from RefSeq and is a predicted model, not a curated record. The transcript has 4 exons. Lineage: Eukaryota; Viridiplantae; Streptophyta; Magnoliopsida; Fagales; Juglandaceae. Gene Ontology annotation, biological process: RNA modification. Gene Ontology annotation, molecular function: protein binding; RNA binding. Bases 1633 to 3315 code for a protein of 560 amino acids.
CAUCCCUCAUGUUUCCUCUCCUUUCUCCCGCUCGACGCUCACUCUCUCCCUCGCAGAGGCAGCUCUCAUCCUCGCAGCCUCACUCUCUCCAUCGCAGCUGACUCUCGCAGCUCUCACUCUCUCCCUCGCAACUCAGAAUCAAGGUUGGGAAGCAUACGGCGGUUGGUCGCUGUUCGAGAUUGGUCCUGCUCUCGGGGGCUUAAGCGAUUGCAUUGCUCUCUUAGAUAUAUGUAAUGGUGGAGCUUAAGAGGCGGCGAACAAUGAGAUGCACAUUCCUUUUCGAUCUAGUUUUUAUUUGUGCUGCUUUAUUCAUACGAAGUGCAUUUGUAGUCACUGAUUAUAAAGAGGUAUCUUAUAGCUGAAAAUAACUACAGUUUUAUCAGCUUGUUGGCCUGAGCAUCUUAUCAUUCAACUUGAUUCUACAUAUGAGUGAUGACAAUUACUGGCAUGUUGCAUUGCAAUCUUAUCAUUUAUUAUAUAAACUAAAAAAUGGAAAAUUACUCUUGACAUCAACUGAUAGAUAUCAUGAGAGAGAAAUGGCAUUGAUGGUAUAUGAGAAUCAUUAUACAUGCCCAUACUAUGCUAAUAUUAGCAGCAACUGUUACUAAAUAGCUUGUUUCCAUGCUGAUGUAUCUAUGUACAUGAAUGUAUGCCAUUCUCGAGGGCUUUGCAUGAAUGUGCAAUUUGCAAAGAUUUACUGUUAUUGUAUUAUUUUUUAAUUUUUACUAGCUAUCUUGGCAGGCCGGGUUGCAGGCCUAGUAACACUCAGGUCGACUAGUAAUCUGUAAUACUCGCCUUCACCAGUGCUCCUAUGUACCUCCUCAACAAAGAGGACAUGGAUGCAGGACUUUGUUGGCAUCUUUAGUUUGAGAUUUUAAGCAAAAGUGAGUUCUCCUUUACUACAAUAAAAAAACCUGAGCUGGCCUUCUUGUGAUUACGAUUGGAGUGGUUGUUAUAGAAUGUGUAUAUUUACAGGACAUAGAUACCGAGCAAAUAUGUAAUCUAUCCGUUGGCAAAUGAUAUAAAUCUGUUGGUAAAUGAUAGUAGUUGAGUUGUAUAAAAAAUGUUUGACAAAAGUCCAAAACGAAAACUAUAAAUUCUAGAUGUGGCAAACCACCAGGUGUGGAAGCCAAGUUUAUUUUAGAUAUUUGUACCAUAUUUUCUUGUGUUCAUUUACUUUAUUGAGCAUACCCCACCCAUUCCAUGGUAUACCUUUUGAAAGCUUUCAAAAUUUCUGUUUCUCAUGCUAGAGAUCAAAUCCUUGGUUUUCCUCCCGAUAUCUCAAGGCAGGUGCUUGUGAUCUGCUUGUCCCUGCGAAUGGCAAUCCCUUUUUCUGAAAUCUCAACAUUACUCUCUUCAAUUUUGAACUGUGUUUUUUCAAUAGCUGACGUGCCUGCCACGUCAGCAGUGUGUCCUGGGGUUUGCACACCUGGAACUGUACAUAGAAGAACUCUUCCAUUUUAUCUCAAACACAUAAAUUUGAGUUGCAAAUCUUUCAAGUAGAAUUCUAUCUAAUAUGAUUGCACCUAAAUUCUGUCACGGUUAAUUUGCUUGAAUGCAGGGACAAAGAGAAGGUGCAUUCUCGCAUUUGUGUUCUACAUUAAGCUUUGCAGACGGCCAAAACAAUGAGAAAUGGUAAAAUAUUCUCUAACUCAAUAUCAGAAUCAUGUUUUGAAUUUCUCAGCCAUUGGUCAAUGGAACUCCAGAAUCAAAGAAGCUGUGAACCAUGGAAAGUCCCACAAAGCCCUCACCCUCUUCCGUCAAAUAAAGCAAAAUGGCAUUGAACCAAACAAUUUGACAUUCCCCUUUGUAGCAAAAGCCUGUGCCAAGAUCUCUGAUCUCAAGUACUCCCAAAUUGUUCAUACUCAUGUGAUGAAAUCUCAGUUCAACACCCAUAUCUUUGUGCAAACUGCAAUAGUUGACAUGUAUGUCAAAUGCAAUCAGCUGGAUGAUGCACACCAGUUUUUUGUGAGGAUGCCUGUGAGGGACAAAGCUUCUUGGAAUGCAAUACUUUUUGGGUUUGCUCGAUCAUGUUAUCUUGAUAGAGUGUCAUGUCUUUUACAUAACAUGAGGUCUGAAGGGAUUCAGCCUGACUCAGUUACAUUUAUGGGUUUAACUCAAGCAGUUUUGCAUACAAAGAGUGUGAAAUUGGUGAAGUCACUUCAUUCAUUAGGAAUACAACUUGGCAUAGGUGCUGAUGUUUCAGUUGCCAACACUUGGAUUGCUGCAUAUGCCAAAUGCGGUGACUUGGGGUUGGCAGAGGUGGUAUUUAAUGAGAUCAAUAGAAAUUUCAAGACUGUUAUCUCGUGGAAUUCCAUGAUUGCAGGGCAUGCAAACUUUGGAAAUGUCUUUGAUGCUGUUAAUGUUUACAAAUGCAUGCUACAUGAUGGAUUUAUACCUGAUGCAGGUACCAUUGUUAGUCUUCUUGCAUCGUGUAUGCAACCAGAGGCACUGUUUCAAGGAUGUGGCCAAGUAGGGGCACUCAAGCUUGGAGAAUGGCUUGAUGACUACUCCGUUUCCAAUGGAUUAAAAGAUAAUCUAAUUGUUUGCAAUGCAUUCAUAGACAUGUAUGCAAAAUGUGGAAGUAUAAGUGAUGCUCGAGAACUCUUCUACGCCAUCCCUACGAGAAGUAUUGUCUCUUGGACAACUAUGAUUGCAGGUUGUGCUUUUAAUGGAGAAUUUACUGAAGCUGUGAACCUAUUCUCCCAGAUGGUGGAGUUGGGACUGAAGCCAAACCAUGUAACAUUUCUUGCUGUUCUUCAAGCUUGUACUCACGGAGGUUUACUUGAGAAAGGACGGGAGUACUUUAACAUGAUGACUAGAAGAUAUAAUAUAAGUCCUGGGUUAGACCAUUAUUCUUGUAUGGCAGAUCUUCUUGGACGCAGAGGAAGGCUGAAAGAAGCUUUGGUGUUCAUUCAACAGAUGCCUAUCAAGCCAGAUGCAGGCAUAUGGGGUGCAUUGCUUGGUGCUUGUAAGGUUCACCGUAAUGUAGAGAUUGGUGAAUAUGCAUUGCGUCAUCUCUUUGAAUUGGAGCCCCAGGUUGCAGUUCCAUAUGUGGAGAUGGCUAACAUAUAUGCAUCAGUAGGAAGAUGGGAUGGGGUUGCCACAAUAAGAACAAUGAUGAGAUCUUGUAGAGUGAGAAAAUCUCCUGGACAAAGCCGUAUUGAAGUGAAUGGGAAGACUCAUAUAUUUACUGUUGAGCAUAGAGGUCAUCAUGAAGGCAAGCUUAUAUAUGAAAUGUUGGAUGCAUUAAAUUUGUAUUCGAAGGAAGAAGGAUACUUCCAGCAUUUAGAUGGUGCUGAUCAUGAAUCGUGAUGAAACUAGAUGAAGAAUACCUUUUUAUUUCUCUUCUUUGGAAAAAUUGCACGUCUAUGUGAAUAUUAACGUGGCAUUAGUUAGGAUCUUUAUCUUGGCCUAUGAACGAGGAACUUCAUCAUACAAACCUAAACUAUUAACCUCAAACAGUCUUUACCACAGAGUACAGACAAAUCAAGACCCAAUAAUAGUGUCUCGACAAAUUAUACUGGAGAUCUUACUGAGCUUUAGCUUAUGCUUGUAUUAUAAUUUCUACAAGUUCUAUGUGUAAUGUACUACAAAAAUUUAUAUAUAUAUAUAUAUAUGUUCUUUGUGCAAUGAAAUUUAGAAUGAGAUUCAUUUUAUCAUAAGACGAUAUUUAAUUUUUAUGGA